AUGGCGGUUUCGUGUGCACCGGAUUGCAUGUACGACCCCAAAGACGAUGCCAAACUGCCAGGAGGCAUCAUCGACAAAUCGAAGAGAUUUCUCGACAAAGUUGAGGUGACCCCCAUAAAGGGCUCCUCGAAAUCGGAGUCCGGCAGCGUACGAAGCUUCAAAUCGGCACAACUCUUCAGAACUCCAAGUAUAAGAAAACAAUUAAAAAAGUUUUCCCUAAAUCGUAUCAAACCCAAAACGAGUCCGGUGCCACCGCCUUCUUCGACAGUCGAGGACGAAGAAACUUUAACCAAAGAAAUUUUAUGGGCGAACAGAAUCGAAAUACAAAAUAAAGAUGAAACCAUUGCAGAAAAUGAAAAGUUGAUCGAGGAACAGAAAGAAGAGAUUUUGUUGUUGAAAAAACAGUUGGAUUUAUUAAAACAGGAUAAUGAAACCAUUAAGGAUGAUCUGAAGAGCUCGAAGGAUCUACGAGAGUUGGAACUGGAGGAGUACGAAGUGCUUUACCAUAAAUUCAGGCGUUUAUUGCAAGAUCAACAUGUCGUAGAAGACCAAGAUGGAAAUUUGUAUAGUAAUUUUAGCAAAUUGUAUGAAGAUUUUGAUAGUUACUUAAAAUCUGUUGAAGAGUCCUUGUUAAGUUUGAACCAAAACAUCAAAACGUACAAAGACCAUUGCGAUUACAUCGAGCAAGAAAAGGUUUCUUUGGAAAAACUUGUAGAAGAGUUGCAGUUCGAAUUGUUGGCCCAGAAAAAGAAGCUGGAUGACCUCAAUAACGAGUGCAUGUCGAAAGUCGAGUUUUUGAACGAAAAGCAUGAUAUGAAAAUACGUGAGCUAGAAUCUUGUCGUGAGGUUGAAAAAAAACAGAUAAUCAGUGAGUACUCUGAUAAAUUAAAAGAACUUGAACAAGAUUUAAGGAACGAGUUGGAUCUCGUGCAGCAAACUGCAGUCGAAAAAGUCCAAUUGGCAGAGUUGACUGCUGAAGAAAAGUUUAAAGUUUUGAAAGACGAGUACAAUAAGGAGAAGUCGAUGUGGCAAAGUGAGUUUGAAAAGUGCCAAAAAAUUGCUGAAACCGAAAUUAUGCAGUCGGAGUUUGAGAAACUCGAUUUGCAAUCGAUGCUGAACGGGAUUAAAUUGGAGUUGGAUAAUGAGAGGUUGAAGCAACAAGUUUUGGAGAAGAAUGUCGCUGAUAAGUGUUGCGAAAUCGCGUUGAUAUUCACGCGUUUUAAUAAUUUAAAAGAUGAGUUUAAUCAGUACAAACAAAAGUGCGUGCAAGAUUUAAAACAGUCUAAAGACAAGCACUUGGAAACUUGUAACGAGUUGUUUAAGUACGAGUUGACCGUCAACACCAUGAAAGCCACGAUCGAUAUUUUGAGUUCACGUUUACAAAAAUCAGAUGCUGAUGUCGAGGAGUUAAAAGAACAAGUACAAAAAUUAACAAAAACAAACAUCGAACUAGAAAAAUUAAAUAUACACUACCGCGCCGACUUGGCUUUACUCCAAAGCAAGUUGAUCGAGUACCAAGUCACCUUAACCAACAUCACGACAUCAUCCAGAACUUUGUUAGAAAACAGCGACGUUUUAGCACAACGCCAAGAAUUCAUCAAAAUCAUCGAACACUUACAAAACGACACCGAAGGCAAAAUCAACACCAUGAACCAAGACCUGGUCGCCAAAAUCGACACGUUGAAAUCCAAAUGCAAGGAAAACGACUUGUACAAAAAACAAUUGCAGGACACCCAAAAACAACUCGACGACUUAUACUACACCCUAAAAGUCAUCGAUCAAGUUUUGUGCAAUAUAGAAGCCAGGACCAACGAAAAGGAAAAUUUACUACAAGAAAAGGACGAGCAAAUCCUAUUACUCAUGAAUGAAAUCAAGGAGCUCAAGUUGUACGUCGAGGAGAACGAGUAUUUGAAACACGAUAUCGAGAGUUACGAUGUGCUGAUGAAGGGGAAGGAUGCUAUUAUCGAUAAUUUGGAAUGUGAACUGACAAAUGUCAAGUACGAUUUCCAGGAUUAUCGAGAGAACAUGAACGAGAAGCUGCAGGAGCUGGAGGAGAUCGAGUGCUCGUCUGCGAAGAGGGAAACCGAGUUGCAGAACAAAAUUGAGGAGCAACGGAUGAGGAUCAUCGAUUUGGAAGCUCAGAUCGAAGAUGCAAUGUGCCUAAUUGGUCCCUUCCGAGAACAACUGCAAAGUUAUGAAAACGAAAGAUUGGCAUUCGAAGCCAGAAACGAGAAAGUCACCGGAGAUGCAAGAGAGAUCGCAUUGAAAUAUGCAGAACUUUUGGGACACCAAAACCACAAACAAAAAUUAAAAUACUUUGUUAAAGUCAAGAAACAAAACUUAGAUUUAACAGAGGAAAACUUUCAACUCCAAAUGCAAAUCCAGCGUCUCAAAGCAGAAGUGGAAAAGUUACGAUGCAAAAAACCAGACAUUCUUGGAAAUUCUUCAAGAGAUUCCUCGCCCAUUAACAUCAAUAAAUGCAAAACUCCCUUAACAAGCAAAAAGGAAAAGAAAAUCACAAUACCUAAGACACCUUCGGAGGACAUCGAAAACAUCGGAAGCCCUAAAUUCAAUAAGGAGCUGUUUAAACAUAAUCGAGUCGUUUUGGGUGAAAGUCCUGUCAGGAACGAUAGUAAUAAAAAAGUAGUAAGCAAUUUAGAAUAAGGUAAAAAAACUUGAUUAUUAUAUUACCUCGAUAUAGGUUUAGCUUGAAUGUGAAAUUAUUUAUAGCAAUUUUAAUGUUUAACUAACUAGUAUUAAAUUUUUACCAGAAUUUUUAUGAAAGUGCAGCUUUUAAGAUAAAAACUGUUUUGGGUUUUACUAUUUAUAACAUAAAUGGUUUUAAUGACGUGAUUAAGAUUUGUUAAAUGUUUUUCAAUUGUUUGAAAUACUUUGAAAAUAGAAAUUGUUCUCGGUACUAUAUUUUUAUAGAGCUCGUCGAAACCUUUUAAAUGAUACCCCACACGGCAUAUUUGACGCGAAACGUUUUGACACCUUAUUACACCCAUCAAACUGCGAAUUUAUUUAUUAAAUAUCUUGUAACUCUUAAGCGAUUCGUCUGAUUCAAAUGCAAUAUUCGAUAAAUUUGUUCAAAAUUAAAUUAUCUACAAUAUUGUCUAACAUUAUAUAACCCUACAGCAAUUCGGUGUACUUUGAAAAUAGAAAUCGUUCUUAUAAAAUUGUUUUCAGUACUAUAUUGUUAUAGAGCUCGUCGAGACCUUUUAAAUGAUACCCCACACGACAUAAUUGACGCGAAACGUUUUGACACCUUAUUACACCCAUCAAACUGCGAAUUUAUUUAUUAAAUAUCUUGUAACUCUUAAGCGAUUCGUCUGAUUUAAAUGCAAUAUUCGACAAAUUUGUAUAAAAUUAAACAGUCUAUACAUUGUCUAACAUUAAAAUACCCUACAUCAAAUAUGUAUA
Messenger RNA from Ctenocephalides felis (cat flea), 3423 nucleotides. RefSeq lists its product as uncharacterized. The transcript is spliced from 5 exons. The record is from RefSeq and is a predicted model, not a curated record. Lineage: Eukaryota; Metazoa; Arthropoda; Insecta; Siphonaptera; Pulicidae. The coding region runs from base 1 to 2664 and encodes 887 amino acids.